Acanthaster planci (crown-of-thorns starfish) is the source of this 3844-nucleotide messenger RNA. RefSeq lists its product as uncharacterized. NCBI's taxonomy places the organism in Eukaryota, Metazoa, Echinodermata, Asteroidea, Valvatida, Acanthasteridae. Gene Ontology annotation, molecular function: protein binding. The record is from RefSeq and is a predicted model, not a curated record. Gene Ontology annotation, biological process: signal transduction.
ACAGUGUCUAUCCAUGGGUAGCCUGAAUUACUGCGAUGGGUAUCAACUCAUUGGGUGGAGGGAUUACUACUAUAUCAUGGCCUCUGCGACACGGGCCAGUGACAUGAUAGAGUCCUUUGGUUGUCAUCUGAGCUGGACCGAACUACGCCCCGUCGUUGCCGACCGACAGGCCCUCAGCCGGGAGGAAGGCAUCCUGGUAAAGGAGCAGUGGGACUUUGACGAUCGCCCGACCUACUACACGGCUAUCCGGAAUCUCCAGGGAUUCAUCGCCUACCACCUCAAUAAACACGAUCAGGCCUUGGCGUUCUUUCAGGAUGUACUAGACAAGGACGAGAACAACAUCAAUGGCUUGGGGAACAUGGCUGUCCUUCAUGAAAAACUGUAUGAGAUUGACGAGGUAAAGCGUUACCGGGAAAAACUUCAAAGUGUCCUUGAGAGACCUAGUUAUGAAGAAAGGGCCAGGGCCUACGCUGAUAAGGCCCAUGCCAUUCGAUACUUUGAGCAGUUUAAACGAUGCUUUCGAUACAUGAGAUUCAUCGAGAGAGCUGCGACAAUUGGAAGAAAAUGCGAUGGCCCUCAAAGAGCAGAAUGGUUCUUUGACUAUGCCCUGGCCUUGUAUAGGAGAGACGUUCAGAUGCUGUACCUCAGAAAACUUGCCAGAGAGGCCGACUGUGCACCGGAGCACUCAGAGUGCUACUCGGAUGAGCGGAUUUGGGAGGGGUUUUUGAAGGCUUGCAAAUUUUUCUUAGAGGUAGCACGCACUAGCACCUCCAGAGAUUAUCAAGCUUUGUCCUGGGUGUUCCUUGGGAUCCUUGUCAAUCACGAUCCGGAAAACAGGAGCAUCGCCAUGGCUUUUCCUGAUGAACCAGAGAUCCAACACCUCACGGCUGCUGAUUGUUUUGAAAGAGGUGUUGGCAUGCACCCAGAGCAUGACAUUGUUACCCGCAGAGUGGGAUCUGAAUAUGUUAAACUGGGGCGCUUUGCAGAGGCCAAGUUUUGGCUGGACAAAUCCCUGAACAUACUCCCUUCACAGUUCGCUUACCGACAUCGUGGCUCUAUGUUUUUGCGCAUGUAUGAAGCAGCCGACGAGGAGGAGAAACGGACAGAAGAUGCCAAACAGUGGCUUCGGGAAGCUGUCAAAGAUUUUAACAAAGCUCUCGAAAUGAAAGAGAUCCACGCCGAUUACUCAGACCUCGGAUAUGCCUAUUUUCUCCUGGGCGAAACCAACAAGGCCCUGGUGAAAUUCGAACGGGCUACCAGCAGUGAGCAGGACGAUUACUUUGACCCGGUGUUGACCCACCAGCGAUGGGCUCAGUGUCUGGAGGAAAAACGCCAGCGGGAAGGUAGCGAGUUACAGCUAGAAGAAGCCAGAAGGGUCCGAGAGAAGAUCCUGGAAACACCUCUCGAGGAGGAUCAGUUGGACUACUUCAGUGACGACUUUGACCAUUAUAGCACUAAGGAAAAGCCAGGAUUUGUGCGAAUUCUUCAGGACUACCACUUCUGGGCAGCUCAUUCAAAGAGACGUACUUCUGAGCUCAAUCCCCCGGAAUCGCAGGACCCGGCAUAUCCAAGGAAUACGCGGUACCGAUAUGACUUCUUCGUGUGGCACGCGGAAAGAGACAGUCGAUGGACUGUGGCGUUCGUCCACAAACUGGAAUCGGAGCACGGGCUCGUGGGCAGCAUCCAGCGGCGAGACUUCGAGGUGGGCAGGGAUGUCUCCUCCGACGUGAUAAGAUGUCUGAGACAGAGCUACAGGUUUGUCAUCGUCCUCACACCUCGCCCGAGUUCAGCCGCGAGCUCAGGCUGGGAAUCCUUUGCCAUCAACCAGGCAGUGAUGGAGGGAGGCCGGCGAGGCGGGGAGUACAUCGUGCCGAUCAAACUCCGAGAAAGCGCUGUGCCGGACGUUCUGCAGACCCUGACGGUCCGGGAGUGCGAAGAGGGUCAGAUACUGAAGCAGCACUGGGACGAACUCGUGCGGAAACUUACCCAAGGAUGAUAACGUGCUGAUUAACUCUUUAAGUCCUCAUUUCUUUCAUAGACUAGCCCAUCCUAUUCAAAGUAAGUAAUAAGUGCCGCCUUGGUCUGACAAGUUGUGAUCGGGCUCCAACAUAUCGUCCAUUAAUUAUGCACAUUUUCCCGUCUCCCAGUCAAAUUACUUUACAUGUAUUAAUAAUUUCUAAAACCUGAAACAUGAAUUUGAAUCCUGAUAUUUCCGCGAAGCUCUUUCAGUGGAAUAGUUAUUACCUUGUACACGUCCGUGGUGUUAACUCUGCUUAUCCCUCACAGCAUUUUGCAUUCAAGGUGAGAAGUUAACCGUUUCGUCAUCCCAUGCAACAUUAAUCCAUGGUGACUUCAUCGGAUUUAUCGCGAGACAGCCAUUCUGGAUUGUGCAUGCUCCCUGAAUCCACUUUGAUGGGUGAAUACCCUGAAUUGGGAGGGAGCCUGACUAUGUUUGCAUAACUACGGGUAUAGCUACAGUUUUUAUCAUGUAGAAAAUAAAGGUAACACGACUUUUUAUCCGUAAUUUGGAACCACCUAUUGAAAAUUAAGGAUAAUUAUUUAUAGUUUGCCCAAAUUGCAUCAUUGUUCGAAACAAUUUCUUUUUGAUUUAGGGAUUGCCUGGCUUUCGAUUCAAGAUUGCUUACUCAUGAACAAGGUGCACAAGCUAAAUUACCUCACAACCUAUUAAACCUUUUGAUUUCUUAAAAUAUGACAUGAAAUCAUUUUAUGAUAAUUUAUUACAUAAACCUUGACGGGUAAGUCGGUUCAGUAAUUUUACAACAUGGACUUUGGGAUGACGGUAGUAGAGUAAAUGCACGUAGGUCGGUCGGGGCGUGCCCAAAGUUGCUGAAAUUUUGCGUACAUGUACCUCUGAACAAGAAAUUUUUCUCGAUUUCGGUGCUGUAUUCGUUUCAAUUUGAACACAUAAGGCAAUUUUUUUCCUUUAAAAAAAGGAACCGUUAAGCAUAUAUACGUUCAGUUAAAGUUCCAAGUGAACCUUUGCUUAUGUUUCGAAAGCCAAAAAUCGAUGGAAAAGUUAACCAUAUUCUUUCACUGCGAUUUUUCCCACUUUGCUAAAAAAAAUAACGUCCAAGCAAAUUGAAAGGGGACCGUCUUGCUUAAAUUCUCAGCAAGGUGUAGUAAACAAUUUGAGGCCUUCGGCAGCCAGGCGGUAUCUUCUUGACGAGCCUGUUACGUGUAUUCCAAGUGAAUAGAAAUCCCAACCUUCAGAGGUUUUUUUUUGUUUGUUUGUUUCAGUACCUUGUUCAGUUAUAUGCACUCGUAUCAACGCAUGGAAAGCACGUACAUGACGAUUUUUUUCAGAAAAGUGACAGAAUCCGUUCUGCUGCUGAUGCUAAGUUUGUAUUACUUUUUAUGAUCUGAUUAUGGUCAGUCGUCAAAUGGCACCCCCAUACAACCUCUGGCGUGUGGGCCGUCUCCCCGCCCCCAUUUGUGUUUCAUUAUAAAAUCAUUAUAAAAACAGAUUUUUGUUUGUUCUCGAAGAUUUUUGAGGAACUAAAAUCAAAAAUAACUCCAUGUGAUACAGCUUUUGGCUAUAUUGGACAGAGAUGCGUGGGUGGUCGUUAAUCGUCAGUGACUAUAGGCACGGUACAUCGUACUUUGGAGUGAAACGUCGUCUGGUUAUACGACUGAAAUCAACUCUAGUUCAUGUCACGUGCUUUCAGUGACGUAUCUAGCCGUAGGCUUCUUUGACUAGGACCUGAAAACUAAACUCCUGGCCCCAAACCAUAUUUAGAAUCGCUUUACUAUUACAUUGUAUUUUUUUUAUUUGCGCUGCAGCCAGUGCCAGGAAAUCAGAAAAUAUGGGCGAUUCACAAUAGUG